GGAUUGAGGCGGAAGUGCAGCGGGAUAAAAACGCCAUCAGUGAGGGGAGUGACUGUGUGCAGCUGCAGUUAGCAUCAAUCUACUGUUUUAGAAAUAAAAAUAAAAUAAAAUGUCUGACGAUGAUAAAUUACCCCCCGGGUGGGAGAAGCGCAUGAGCCGGAGUUCAGGCAGGGUGUACUACUUUAACCACAGUACGAAUGCGAGUCAGUGGGAGCGGCCGAGCGGGGGUGGCGGCGGCGGGGGGGCGGCGGUGGACAAGGUGCGCUGCUCUCACCUGCUGGUCAAACACAACCAAUCACGCAGACCGUCGUCAUGGAGACAGGAGAACAUCACACGCACCAAAGAGGAAGCUCUGCAGCUCAUACACAGAUAUAUAGAACAGAUAAAGUCCGGUGAGGAGGACUUCGAGACGUUGGCGUCUCAGUUCAGUGACUGCAGCUCCGCACGUAACGGAGGAGACCUCGGCAUGUUCGGCAGGGGUCAGAUGCAGAAGCCGUUUGAAGAAGCUUCGUUUGCGCUGAAGAUCGGAGACAUGAGCGGUCCGGUGUUUACUGACUCCGGGGUUCACAUCAUCCUGCGUACAGGAUAACUCUCAUCCCUUCAUUCAUUCAUCAAUCCCUCCAUCCGUCUCUUUCUGUCUCUUAUUCCACUAUACAUAACAGUCCAUGGACUUCAAUCCAACACACACACACACACACACACACAUAUAUACGCUUUUCCCCCUGGGUUUUACUCACACACACACACACACACACACACACACACACCACCCAGAGUCACUUUCAUAUUUGUUUACAAUAAAGCAUCUGUAAUAAAAAUUAAAAACAGUAGAAUAAAGAUGACUCUGCCGUUUAUCAGACUUCAGAUUUCAUCAGUUUGAUUGUUUUUUCCUGCUCUGUGUCGUUACCUGCAUCAUGAUGCGUCCUGGACACGAUGUCAAACCUGCAGCGAUGGAUAAUGACCAAUAAAUAUAAUCACAUGAUGAAUACA
This is a messenger RNA of Pangasianodon hypophthalmus (striped catfish), 990 nucleotides long. RefSeq names its product peptidylprolyl cis/trans isomerase, NIMA-interacting 1 (gene pin1). The record is from RefSeq and is a predicted model, not a curated record. Gene Ontology annotation, molecular function: peptidyl-prolyl cis-trans isomerase activity; protein binding. Gene Ontology annotation, cellular component: cytosol; nucleus. Lineage: Eukaryota; Metazoa; Chordata; Actinopteri; Siluriformes; Pangasiidae.